AUGAAUAAACCUCAUACUACUACUACUACUACUACUACUACUACUACUACUACUACUACUACUACUACUACUACUACUACUACUACUCCUACUCCUACUACUACUCCUACUCCUACUCCUACUACUACUACUACUACUACUACUACUACUCCUACUCCUACUCCUACUCCUACUCCUACUCCUAGAGGGCCGAUUCAUCAUAAUAUGUGA
Molecule: messenger RNA, 210 nt
Organism: Schistosoma margrebowiei
Lineage: Eukaryota; Metazoa; Platyhelminthes; Trematoda; Strigeidida; Schistosomatidae
Source: the annotation of a GenBank genome assembly